UCUAUUAAUAAUUUUGCAGAUUACUAAUAUUAUUAUUGUUAUUAUUAUUGUUAUUAUUCAGCCCAAGUAUUGACAUCCGAAUAGUCCAAAUAUUCUUACUUCAGCCCAAAAGUAAAUCCACGUAAUGCUAUUCAAGAAAGUAAAUCCACGUAAUGCUAUUCUUCGUCUUCCAUAGCAAUGCGCAGCGUAGUAUACGUCACGUCGAAGAACCCGUGAUUUAAUGGUGGUCCUUUCUUCUAGUGGCGAUGGAAGAGCGGCCAGAAGAUCCCCCACUCAACGAAGGUGGCGUCUCUCGGCAGCAACGGCUUCCUCUGACGCGAACAAGUCCGGCGGCGAUUCCAGUGACGAUCAGCAGCAGCAGUUUGUAUGGUGACAACAACUCACGGCGGCGCUUCCUCUCCAAGGAAACAGCCCGGCGGCGUUCAGAGGAGACGGUUCAGUCCGGUGAACUCCUCUCUCCGUCGAACUAUUCCGGCCGACUGGCAACUACAUACACUCCGGCGACGUAGAAACACACGGCUCCAGCAGGUCAGCUCAGAUGGCGGCGACGGGCUCUUCCUCCAGCGGCAGCUGGGUUUCUUUUCCAGUGACUCUCUCUUCAUUUACGGCGUAGUCCCCUAUGGUUCUAUCCCUCCGGCGUCGUGCGGUGAUAAACAGGGGCGACGAAUCCCGGCCUAAAUCUCCCCCUCUUUUCCCUAUCGAUGACGGUAUCAAAGUAUUCAAGUUUCCUUUUGGUUUUGAUUUCCUUUGCCCC
Molecule: messenger RNA, 754 nt
Organism: Cuscuta europaea
Lineage: Eukaryota; Viridiplantae; Streptophyta; Magnoliopsida; Solanales; Convolvulaceae
Source: the annotation of a GenBank genome assembly